CUGUGGGGGAAGGGAGCCUAGGUCGGUGUAGCCCCGGGGAGCGUGUGGUGCUGAGUCUGCGGGCCAGGGGGCUGCUGGUGCGCGGGCAGCGCUGCGCGGUGGCAUUCUGUGCUCAUGGACUUGCCCCUCCGGGAGGCACGCCCACAAGACAGUGCUGGGCAGGCCCCUCCCGACAGCCCGGCCCCUCACCGAGAGGAUCUCGGCAGCAAGAUUAAAGAACAAAAAAUUGUUGUGGAUGAACUUUCUAACCUGAAGAAGAACAGGAAAGUAUAUAAGCAGCAACAGAACAGCAACAUUUUCUUUCUGGCUGACCGAACAGAAAUGCUUUCUGAAAGCAAAAAUAUAUUGGAUGAGCUAAGAAAAGAAUACCAAGAAAUAGAAAACUCAGAGAAGACCAAAAUCAAGAAAUAGUCAACUUGACUUCACAUAACAAUGUGUGGCAUUUGUUGUUCUGUAAGCUUUUCUAUUGAACAUUUUUGCAAAGAUUUGAAAGAGGAUUUAUUGUGUAAUCUUAAACGACGGGGACCCAAUAGUAGUAAACAGUUGUUAAAGUCUGAUGUUAACUACCAGUGUUUAUUCUCUGGUCAUGUCCUUCACUUAAGAGGUGUUUUGACUGCCCAGCCUAUGGAAGAUGAAAGAGGUAAUGUGUUCCUGUGGAAUGGAGAAGUCUUUAGUGGGAUAAAGGUUGAAGCUGAAGAGAAUGAUACUCAAAUGAACCAAUUGAUCUUCUUAAUGUGGCUUUCAUGACUAAAGAAAAGACUGUACCAACUAGUUUUAACAAGAAAAG
Molecule: messenger RNA, 787 nt
Organism: Phyllostomus discolor (pale spear-nosed bat)
Lineage: Eukaryota; Metazoa; Chordata; Mammalia; Chiroptera; Phyllostomidae
Gene: ASDURF
Product: ASNSD1 upstream reading frame
Exons: 5
Coding region: 115-411 (98 amino acids)
Source: RefSeq, a predicted model, not a curated record